AUGGCUCGUUCAGAUCUAGGCAAGCCAAUCACGCUGCAACUUUCAGGCAAAGCCAUCCCAAAUCGACUUUACCGGUCGCCCCUAAGCGAGUAUGCCUCCACGUAUGACGAAGAUGAUGUUGAGAGAACGGGAAUCCCAAAACCACGCUAUGCUGAACUGUACCAAGAACUUGCCGAUGGUGGUGCCGGGUUGAUAUGUUUUGGAAACAUUCCAAUCGACAGGCACAAUCUCGAAAAUUACAACAAUGCAGUUCUCGAUCCCCGUAAUCCCUGGGAUCCAGUCGCUGCCUUUGCACCAGCGAUACGUGCGGCAAAGAGUCGUGGCGCCAUCUGCCUUCCCCAAUUGCAGUUUCCGGGUCGCCAGGUGCCAGAGUUCCUCAAUCCACACCCAAAAUCGGCAUCAGAUGUGCAAUUGCAACCAUGUCUGAACAAGACUUAUGGCAAACCAACGGCACUAAACCUGACUGAGAUCAAGCAAUUGGUGGACAGAUUUGUCUGGGCGGCUCAAGUUUUGGACAAGGCCGGGGCUGAUGGAAUCAUUCUCCAUGCUGCGCAUGGUUAUAUUCACAACCAAUUUCUUUCACCCCUGACCAAUCAUCGAACAGAUGAGUAUGGUGGGAACUUAGAAAAUCGUGCACGCUUCAUCCUGGAGGUCGUACAUGCUAUCAGUGAGAAGCUUCCAUCGAAUCGGUUUGUCAUUGCUGCCAAGUUCAACUGUCAAGACUUCAUCGAUGGGGGCCUCAGCUUUGCUGAGGCGUGCGUGGUUCUUAAAUGGCUAGAAGAUGCGGGUGUGGACUUCUUCGAUAUUUCUGGUGGCACUUAUGAGUCGCCGGUCUGGAGAGGUGAUAUCAUGAAAGAAUUUGCUAAACGGCCGUCACAAAAGCUUCGUGGUAGCUAUUUUGUUGAGUGGGCAGCGGAGAUGAAGAAGGUACUUUCUCGUGCUAUUAUUGGAACAACUGGUGGCUGGCGUGAUGCACAAUUUAUGGCGGAGGCAGUGAUGAUUGGUGAUGUCGAUAUGAUCGGGUUAGGAAGGACACUGAGAGAAGACCCAAACUUUGUCGCAAAAGCCCUGAAUAGUCAGAUCAGAAUGAGUAGACUGUAG
Messenger RNA from Exophiala bonariae, 1101 nucleotides. RefSeq lists its product as uncharacterized. Gene Ontology annotation, molecular function: FMN binding; oxidoreductase activity. The transcript is spliced from 6 exons. Lineage: Eukaryota; Fungi; Ascomycota; Eurotiomycetes; Chaetothyriales; Herpotrichiellaceae. The record is from RefSeq and is a predicted model, not a curated record. Bases 1 to 1101 code for a protein of 366 amino acids.